ACAGGAUGGUUGUUUCCAGGCCAAUGAACCUAGAUAAAGUCUACCACCAGCACUACAUGUGAAAAUGUUUAGAAUAAUUGGAAGGAAGAUAAGUGGGGUGUUUUUUUUCUUUCUGAAUUUGCUGAAACGAGCAUUAUGUUGUUUACGACUACGGAGAAGAAAGCUCUCCAAAUCGCUCCUUCCUAUAUCAAAUGCAGAUCUAGAGCAUAUAUCUGUGCCCAUGGGAUUUUCCGGACCCCCUGGAGAAGAUACUUUGGAGGAGCAAGUCAGUUGGGAAAACUGGGGUAUAACAUCUGUAUCCCAUUCUCAAGAAAUGCAAACACAAGAUGCACAUACAAAUAAUUUAAUAUCGGGGGGAAAAUACAGCAGCACUAAAAUGCAACCAGCACCAGAAUUGGAAGAAGAGCCCAAUUUUUUCGAAAAUAUGACACCGAGUGUUAGACGACCAAAGAAGGUUUUAAUUCAUAAAAAAGAAGAGUUGGCACCUAGAGAUGAUGCACCAAAUAGGUUACAGAUGGAUGCUAUAUCUGGCCUACCUGCUCAGGGGCCUGAGCUAGGAGCGUGGGUGGAGAGCAAUAAUCUGUGGGAGGAUGACACUGAUGAAGUUUCGUGGGACGCAGAUGCUGUCAUUAGGGAGAAACGCAAGCAAGAGCGUGAGCGGAGGCUUGCUGAACAUGUGCGCAAGAAGCAGGACCACCAUGCAAAGAAACAAGCAACUAGUCUCAGCAAGAUGGUAAGGUGAAAUCUGUCAGAUGAUGUGUGAGAGCACCAGAUAGGUUUGGGUUAAUUCAAAGUGGAGUUGUGAUUGAAUGGAUGUUAUCAUUUCAGGUUCUCGAUUAUAUGUAAAAAAAAAAUCUGAUGAUCUCACUCAUCUUCAUUAGUUGCUGUAACAUUCAUUCUUUUUCAAAGAUUAACAAGGUAAUGGUAGUAUGCUUUCAUUUAUGCUGCCAGUAUUUGAUUCUAAAGAAAAUGCAGCAUUAGGAACCAGGUUUCACAAAUUGGAAUUAAUUGGUUGAAUGGAAUCUAUUUAAAACUACCUAGAUGUGUAGCAUACACAGCCUAGUCUUUUUGAACAGCGUUCAGGGCAGUAGGCUGAGCAAAUUCCUAGGUGGGGGGGGGGGCAGUGGCAGAUCCAGGAUUUCAAGGAGGGGGUGAGAAA
Priapulus caudatus is the source of this 1159-nucleotide messenger RNA. RefSeq names its product receptor-binding cancer antigen expressed on SiSo cells-like. NCBI's taxonomy places the organism in Eukaryota, Metazoa, Priapulida, Priapulimorpha, Priapulimorphida, Priapulidae. The coding region runs from base 65 to 742 and encodes 225 amino acids. The transcript has 4 exons. Gene Ontology annotation, cellular component: secretory granule. The record is from RefSeq and is a predicted model, not a curated record.